Messenger RNA from Prorocentrum cordatum, 1509 nucleotides. The record is from the annotation of a GenBank genome assembly. NCBI's taxonomy places the organism in Eukaryota, Dinophyceae, Prorocentrales, Prorocentraceae.
AUGUCGACGCGCGUCGCGCCAGAUCCCAACUCUGCCGGAGGCAAGGGCGACGGCGCGGAGCUUGCCAGCUUCAGCGAUAGCGAGGGAGGCGGCGCGGGCAAGAGCAAAGGCGUCUUCUCGAGCAUCACCGGCGCCAGCGCGACUAUCGGCAAGGCCGCGGCCACCGCGGCGACCACUGUGAAGACCACCGCGGCCACUUCGGCGGCGACCGUAGCAAGCACAGCGGCGACCGCCGCUGCGACCAAUGCGUCCACGGCGGCAGCCGCUGCCGCAGCGACUGCCGCGGCGACCAACGCGGCCACCGUGGCAGCCGCGGGUGCGUCGGCGGCCAGCGCGGCGGUGGGGUCGGUGAAGUCGGCCGCGCAGGACAAGGCGGCGGACCUGGGCGCCAGGGCGAAGGCGAUCGUCGAGAGGUGGGUGAAGCAGCAGAUCCAGGACCUCGCGGCGAGGCUGAUCGAGAAGGUGCCUGGCGCUGUGAAGGAUGCGCUCGACGACGAGGAGAUGCCAGGGGCGUUGAGCAGAGGAAAGGACCGGUUGGUCGAUGCCGUGUGGCCGGACGUGAGGGAUGAGAUCUUGUGGGAGCUGUCGGUGAAACUGGACGGCAGAGCGGAAGACGCAGCUGAGCAGCAGCCUGGCGUGGAUUGCUUCCGGGCGUUCUUCAGGUACCACAUGUUCCCUUACGACAAGAGCCUCUGGAGGAAAAUGCGCGAUCCUUUCUGGGUUCUGUUCCAGCUGAUUCCUCUUGUGCCAGUAGCCGCGGUGAACCCCUUGUGGUUCCUCUUCACCUUUUUGGUGAUGGACAGGGGGGAGGAGUUCCAGCUCGUCAGCUUCAUACUGAGGUUCAAGGGGUACCAGUUCAUCACGCUAGGCCUCAUCCGUUCCACCCUCGGCUUCAUCCUGUUCAUCGGCUGCGUCACCGCCCCGGCGGAAGACGACCAGCAUCAGUGCGAGCACCAUGGCCCGGGCGCCCAGGACAACGUGUGGCUGGCCACGGGAGGCUUUGUCCUCCAAGUUGUCCUGGCGUGGCUUGCGUUUCUCCUGCUGCCGUGCUCGAAGCAGAAGGGCCGCAGCGACCUGCAGGGUGUCAUCGAGGUCGACACCGCCAAGCUCGAGGGCAGUCAUGGCGGCCACCUCCGCUACCUCCUGCUGUUCGACCUUGCGGCGUUCGUGCUGUGUGCGGCCCUCGUGGGAUACACCGUCGCGAUGGCCCCUGGGGGUGACGCGGAGCACUGGACCAUCGAGCACGUCGUCUUCGGCGCGCAGGUGCUGUACGGCUUCUUGUCCUUCCCGUUCUUCUUCUUCACGCUUCCGCUGCUCACGCGGGCGCUGACCCACGCCCUGCCCACGGGCUACGACGGUAAGGGCCGGACCCGGCGCCUUGCGGUGGUCAGGCGCAAGAGGAAGCCGAAUAAGCAGGCGGAGACCGUGAGCCAGAGCAAGGUGGACGAGCUCGUAUCGGAGAUCAAGGCGCUGCUGCCCUUCGGAUCCAGCGCGGGCGCGAAGCAGUAG